Messenger RNA from Apiotrichum porosum, 1221 nucleotides. RefSeq names its product Zn finger-containing GTPase- Activating Protein for ARF. The transcript is spliced from 4 exons. Gene Ontology annotation, molecular function: GTPase activator activity. Bases 1 to 1221 code for a protein of 406 amino acids. NCBI's taxonomy places the organism in Eukaryota, Fungi, Basidiomycota, Tremellomycetes, Trichosporonales, Trichosporonaceae. Gene Ontology annotation, cellular component: Golgi membrane. Gene Ontology annotation, biological process: regulation of endocytosis; regulation of ARF protein signal transduction. The record is from RefSeq and is a predicted model, not a curated record.
AUGGCCGAAAACUACCAGAAAAAGGAACUCCUCACUCUUAUGAGCACGGGCGCCAACAAGCUCUGUGUCGACUGCAAUGCCCCGUCUCCCCAGUGGGCGUCUGUCUCGUACGGCACCUUCAUCUGCCUCGAGUGCUCGGGUGUCCAUCGCGGUUUCGGUGUGCACAUCUCGUUUGUGCGCUCCAUCACGAUGGACAAGUGGUCCGAUGACCAGCUCAAGAAGAUGACCCUCGGCGGCAACGAGGCGUUCAAGACCUUUAUGGAGAGCUACGGCUCGGAGGGUGGCUACUCCAAGGGCAUUGGCAUGAACGAAAAGUACAACUCGUGGGCUGCCGCUCAGUACCGCGAAAAGCUCGCUGCUGCCUGCGCCGACCCGCCUACCGACUGGGCCAAGUCGUCGCCUCCUGCCAACUUUGGCGCUCCCUCUCGCCCAGACUCGGGCCAGGCAACCCGCAAGUCGCGCGCUCUCGGUGGCAGCUCGUUGGGCUCCAACACGCCGUCGCGCACCAACAGCCCGUACCAGGACGAUGUGCCCUCCAAGGUCGGCAACGAGGCGUACUUUGAGCGUCUCGGCAGUGCCAACGCGUCGCGUCCCGACCACCUCCCGCCGUCGCAGGGCGGCAAGUACGGUGGCUUUGGUUCGGCCCCGUCGCCUGACCCGGCCAGCUCGCACCCGAGCUACAACCUCUCGUCGCACGCGGCCCCUACGCUCGACGAGUUUCAGCGCAACCCCCUCGGCGCUCUGAGCAAGGGCUGGGGCCUGUUCUCGAGCGCCGUCACCAGCGCCGCUGGCGAGAUUAACCAGACGGUCGUCAAGCCCGGCAUGUCGCGCGCCCAGGAAAUGUACGACACUGGCGCCAGCGACGACUGGAAGCGCUACGUCUCCACCGCAACCACGCAGGCCAAGACAGCCGGUGGCUGGGCCGCUGCCCGUGCUGCCGACGGCUGGGGCCAGGUCAACGACGUGGCCCGCACCAAGGGCGGCGUCGACCUCAACGAGCAGUUUGGCAAGCUCGGCCUCGGCAAGGGCUCGGCCCGUGACCAGGGUUACGGCCAGGUGGGCCAGCACGGCGACGACUUUUUCGACGACCCACGCCUCGGGCUCGGCUGCCUCCCCAACGUCGCCACUCCGGCCCCGGCGCGCUCGUCGUCGUCGACCCCGGCUCCCGCCAAGCCUGUCAAGAAGGACAACUGGGACGAGGACGAGUGGAAGGACUUUUAA